Molecule: messenger RNA, 1036 nt
Organism: Drosophila subpulchrella
Lineage: Eukaryota; Metazoa; Arthropoda; Insecta; Diptera; Drosophilidae
Exons: 6
Coding region: 17-952 (311 amino acids)
Cellular component (GO): membrane; cytosol
Source: RefSeq, a predicted model, not a curated record
CUGGUGAGCCGACAACAUGUUGCUCGUGGGUCUGAAAUACUCGCUAAUACUGGCCAUUAGCGGCUUUUUCCUGAUGCCAGUCCAUGGAACUGGGCCCGAAACUGACCAGGAGCUGCCGCAUCGCAUCUACCGACUCCUCGAUGGACUCUGUGGAGGUCAUAAACUGAGUUCAAGCUCCACUUUCGCCCUGCUGCUCUCCCAGUUCCUGAUAAAACAGAAACUGCGCUAUGUGGCACCCACGCGUUACGAGAGGCAGCUCUAUUACCAUCUGCUGCACAGAAUGGAGCACAUCAGGGAGCCAUCGGGAUGGGUUCGGGAACCGGGCGUCCAGGGGGAGAUCCUUAGCAUUGUUUUUCAAAGGAAUGUGCUGCUGUUGCCUCCAACGCUCAGGUUGGGGGAACUGGAUGCUAAUGGGGAGUACGAGCAGCUGGCUGAAAUCUAUUCUAAGGUCGUCAACGAGGGACAGCUGAACAGGACGCAAUCGGAUCUCUGCCUCCGGAACAUUGUGGAGUUGAAGCCCCCGAACUGCAAGCUGCUCUCCGGAGAGUGUUUGGAGCUACUGGCCAGUGAUGCACCAGCCUACGGAUACCAGAGGACCCACCAGGUCCUGCUGCUCUAUGUGCUGCAGCACCAGGUGUGUGCCCCCCACCUGAGUCCCCCGCAGGUGUACGAACUGCUGGCCAGGAGUCAGUGCGACGAGGUGGAACGCGAGCAGAACGCCAUCCGGAGCCUGGGGCUACCCAUCGCAUAUCGCGAUCUGUAUCUGGAGCAAGCCACCAUCUGCGGGUUGUUUGGCUACAAUGAGUUUGUCAACUGGCGCAACGUAAUGGAAAUUGGCAGCUGGCUGGAGGGGGAUUCGCCGAAGGAUAUAUUGCCCGAUGUUGGCGAUAGUCAGCACAUAAGCGAUCUGGCCUUGGUAUUCUAUAUAAAUGCACUGCUUCUGCUGCAUUGAGCCCCUAAUCUAUAUCGAACCAACCCCUCCAUAAAUUUCGCUUCUGCUUGAUAAGUUAAUAAAGUGCCGCUUAUUGCUUUUAUG